UGUAAAGAUGGAAACAAUGGGCUUCGAAUGAAGGCCCUUUUGUAUGUGUUGAAGAUCUUGCUUGUUUGAAUGAGUGGAGUCCGAAUUCACCUGCACAAGAGCAAAGUCACUGGCCUCGGGGGUGUUUCCGAGGAAAGCCCCUCCGAUGCCUAAGUAAGAAUGAUGCUCGGAUUCUAGAGAGAAGUUCUCUAGAAGAGUAGUCUUAAGGCGAUAAAUUGGACGUACCUUGAGGUGUGAGCCUUGGCGGCCUAUUUAUAGUGUUUGCAUAAUAAAUGCCCAUAGGUCACUUAUUGUUAUUGGGCCUUGGGCCUUAAUGGAUGGCUGAAUAGCCAUUGGUAGGUUUGAUGUUGUUGUUUAGAGCCAUUGGGCUUUGGACUUAGUGGCCCAAUUGAGAAUCAAUUGGGAGCCCAAACAACAUGCCCCCCAGACCCGGUCCAUUUAGAAUUAAAUGGGUGGGUUUCCAGCUGUCAGAAGUCCGAAAGUUCCCUCUCUUUUUUGAAAAGGGAUGAUUUGCAUUGAUGACAAGUGUUGGGAAUUGUACUGUGUCAUGGAGAUCGUGGGUUUGAGGAAGUUGAUGCGCCCUUUCUCUUUUCUAUAAAUACUGGGUGCCUUGCUCCUUUUAAACUUUUUACUCCUUAUUUCAAACCCAUUCUCUCUCUAAAUUCCGGCGAUCGCAGUGCAAUUUGCUUCUUCAGAUCUACGAAAUUCGGCCAACUUUAGACUUCGGGAACUUGUGUUGUUCGCUUUAUCGGCGAAUUCCGCUUCGGAAAAAGGUAAUUUGUUUCUGAGUUCUCCUUUUUUCUUCGUUCUUCCUUCUACCCCUCAAUCUAAACCCUAGAUCGAGAUUUCGCGACCAUGGCAAAGAAUAGGGGCAAAAACAAGUUCGUUGUUGGCUCCUCUAGUGAGAGAGAGAACGUGCCUUCGGGGAGGUUACCGAAAUCUUCGAGGGGUCGACCUUCGGAGAGGCCGUUGGAGAAGAGUUCGAUUGGUUGGGAUGCUUCCGAAGAUGAACGUGCAACCUCUGGUGAGAGAGCUGGUUUUUCGGGUGUUCGUCGUCGUUACUCCGAGUUUCCAGUUCAUUGGUCGGAAGCUGAUCCGAAGGGCAAGUAUGCCUCAAUUUUGCAUGAGACCACGCAGAUCGACGGUCCGUUGGAGAAAUCGGUCAGCGGUGACUGGUUGGUGGAAGCGAAGUUAGGGAAUUAUCAUCGGAAGGCCGAGGAGCUAUACGGAAUUCAGCAUGCCUUGGGGUACUGGUGCGAGCUUCCUGAACAAGAGCGUCCUCGGGUGACUCAUCCACCGAGGGGGUUCAUUUCCGUGUAUACUCACCAUUUGGAGAAUGGUCUCCGCUUUCCUUUGGAUCCGUUCGUAUCCGAGGUUUUGGUGUCGUACAACAUUAGUUUGGCCCAGCUCACACCCAAAUCUAUGAGGCACAUAAUCGGAUUUAGAUGGGUGUGUGACUUCGUCAAUUUCCCUUGCUCUGUCGCUAUUUUUCGGGAUCUUCACGAUCUGGUUCUCAACCAUGCUUCCAAGGGUGAUGGGUAUGGUUGGUGGACCAUUGUCAACAAGAAGUCCCGAAAGAGGGGGGAUCCGAACUACAUCACGGCGUACCCCUACCUUAGCUCUGACCACAAUUGGAAGACGGAGUGGUUGCUCGUCCGUGUGCCGACGGAUCCGAAGCAUCCCAACUUUUAUCGUCCUCCGAAGUGGUUCGUGGCUCCUGAUCCUGAUAUGAGGGGUGUGGCGGCUCCAGAUCGGAACCAUCGCCACUAUGUGGACCUCCUCCAGUGGUUCUUGGCUCAAGAGGAUAACCACCGACUGCCGUCUAGCUGGCUCCCGAAUCUCAAUUACAUUCUGAGGGAGGACAUUCUUGCUGUUGCCGGUCUCAGCAGGAUUUUUGACAGGGAGUACGGCUUUAGCUGCAUUGAUCCUAAGAAGUUGGGCAUUUCUUUGGAUUUGAAGACUAUUCACGACCCGGCUCCCGAGUACAAGUUCGGAAAAGAUAACCCUCGUAAUCCUCGUCUGAAGGAUUACGUGUUGUCUCCUUUGGGGGUUGCUCGGAUAUCCGAAGUUCGAGCUGAUCCGUGGGAUUCCGCCUCUUCUGUUGAAGCUGUUCCUGUGAAGGUUGUGCUUCCUGAGUUGAAGACGACUUCGGAUCCGGGUCCUGGGACUGACGCUGUGCCGCGUGCCGUUCCUUCGGUUUCAUCUCCGGCUCGGAUAGAUAUCUCUUUAUCUAGGAACCGGGAUCAACGCAAAAGGAAGGGUAGCACUCUUUUGAGGCCUUCCACGCAUCCGAAGAAAGCGAAGGCUUCUCAGCCCUCGGAGAAGGAAGCAGUUUCGGAAGUCAUGCCUCCUCCUAAGAAUCUUCUUCACUUCAUGCCCUUGCCAGGGCAGAAGUUAAAGAGUGUGGUGGUUGCUGAACCGCCGGCCGUGGAUCAGCCGCUGAUCGAGGAAGAUAUCAUCCCUUCUCCCCUUAAACCAUCUGCUGCUUUGGGGAUCGAAAUCCAGGAUAUCACCGAGGUGAUGGAGGCGAUUGAAGCCGAUUUUGUUCCUGGUUCGGAUGUCCCUGAGGUAGCUGGGGAGAAGAAGGAGUCUGCUGAUCUUCCCUUCGAGAGGGAGAAGAGUCCAGACAAGGAGAUGAUAGAUCUCUCGGGCCCCGAAGCUGCGGUCCCCGAGGUUCAGAAGGAGGUUCCCUCUGCUGGAGAGGAGGAGCAGCCCGAGCAAGGUUUGACGAGGAAGAGGCGCCACUCAACUUUGGGUUCUACUUCUACCUCGGCCCUGGAUAGGCUGAUCCAUGCUGAUCCCUGUUCGGAUGUUCCGCUAAAACGGAUCCCCGAAGAAGUAAGGGAGGCGAUGGCUCGAUAUGCCAGGGCUCCGAUUUUGGGAGAGGACCCUUUGGCUCACGUGGGAUCCUUGGUGGGCCCCGAGGCUGCUCGGGAGAAUCUGCUUCGUGCUAACCCGCAGUGGAGGGUUCCUGGGGCCGAAGAGAGGAAUCCGGCAAUGAUGGCCCAGUACUAUCUGAACGAGGUAAUUUGCUAGAUUUUUCUCUUUGAGUUGUGUUUUUGUUUUAUGUUUUUCCUAUUUUGC
Molecule: messenger RNA, 3084 nt
Organism: Spinacia oleracea (spinach)
Lineage: Eukaryota; Viridiplantae; Streptophyta; Magnoliopsida; Caryophyllales; Amaranthaceae
Exons: 5
Coding region: 856-3036 (726 amino acids)
Source: RefSeq, a predicted model, not a curated record